Molecule: messenger RNA, 10588 nt
Organism: Neopelma chrysocephalum (saffron-crested tyrant-manakin)
Lineage: Eukaryota; Metazoa; Chordata; Aves; Passeriformes; Pipridae
Gene: NEBL
Product: nebulette
Exons: 29
Coding region: 3548-6052 (834 amino acids)
Biological process (GO): cardiac muscle thin filament assembly
Cellular component (GO): Z disc; focal adhesion
Molecular function (GO): actin filament binding
Source: RefSeq, a predicted model, not a curated record
UACUUCAAGUGAUUGUAGAUGGAGAACUAGUGUGUCUAAGUGGGUUUGUUGGUGUUUCUGAUGAAGUCUGUGUGAGUGAAGAAUAUGAUUUUGGUGAUAAAUUUGUGUAUGUCUGAUUUUGAAGUGUGUGUAACUGUAUACCAUGGACUUGUACAGCACAUUGGAAAUGUGUGUUCACCUCUCCAGCUUUCAGCGAGUAUGCUCAAAGUAUUUUCUUUAUUAAAAUGAUUUGACACUUUUUCCUUUUCUGAUAGAUUUGCCAGCGAGUAAGAAUACUUUUGUAACUUUUAAUUUACAUAUAAGCUAUAUAAAUUAUGUAAGUUAUACAGUUUUGUCUCUUUUUUAGCAGGGGCUGUAAAACUGAAAAAAAUAGCAUAACUGGCAAGAUGGAGUUUUCUAGAAGCAGAUAAAAUUUUUAUGCUGAGUUUUAAAAGAAAAUACACACAAGACAAUGUUCUGCAAGAUGAGAAAGAAAUUGCAAAUAGCAAAACUUAAUGUGUUUCAUUAGCUUACAGGAGUUGGAUUUUUAAAAAUGGGACUUUUUCUGACUUCCUAUUUUCUUUUUUAAUUUUUUUUUACUGACUUACUGACUAACUUUCACAAGGAGAGUUAUUUGUUUGCAUUGUAUUCCUUCAUAAUAUGUUUAAGUCACUGCAUGAAGGAAUAUUGGGUGAUAUGUAGUGCAAGUUAUGAUAUAUAUAAAAUAGGUAAGAACUAGUGUGAGCUAGAAAUGAUACAGAAUCAAUACUAUUAGCUUGUUUUGGCUUUCCUCCUGAUCAUUCUUCUGCAACAAGAAGUUGUCCCCAUGGAUUAUUUUGGGAAAAUGUUUUUGAAUCAUUCUCUGUGGUAAUAAAAUAACAGCAUGACAUCAGAAACACCCAAUGUAAGUAUAAUCAGAAGAAAAUGAUGGAAUUUAUUUACUUGAAAGAAAAAACUUUUUUCAGGUUGAUAUAUCAUUGGAAAAAAAAAAAGUCAAUGAAAUAUACUAGUUUUUCACAGCAACGGAGUUGUACCAUUCUUGCCAAAGCAUUGACUAGUUAAGAUUUUGGUGUCCAGAGCUGCUCUUAGAGGUGAAAAAUUUGGGCUUAUUUCCUGGAACCUUUGCCAACGGAGAGGACAGUUAGUUUAAGAGAUGUGCAAAUGCUCCUGUGCAUAGAUAAGAUGAGAACAAAAGCUCAUCUUUUAUGUUCACGCCGGGUUAACUGAAAUUACUGGUUUGUAAGAGGGGAAGAUGUAUUCUUCAGAGUGGCAAAAAGCAUGGCCAUUAAGACUUCCAUUUGGGAUCUGGGAAACUUCAGCAAGUCCCUGGUUUUAAUCAGCUGUAUUUUUUAUUCAGACCAGGAACUUAAAUUAGGUCCUCUCGUGACCUAUAUAGCUUUCUCAAACCAGAGUGAUUCUUUUGCGUGGGGUAGCUCUGGAAUGCAUCAAGGAGAUGAAACGAGCAAUGCUGUGAUGAACACUUAAUCCCUCACACGGGUCUGCUCCGUUAGGAGAGGUUGAGAUGAGUACCCUGCAGCAGGCCUGUGGUGCCCAAUUUUGGAUAUUGGCAUGCCAAGAAAUUUAAUUAGAUAUCCUAAGCCCAGUACCCUCAACAUCAACCUACAGAACAGUAUGACACAGCUCACUUGCAUGCUGUUUAUUUCUCUCUUGUUCAAAGAGUAUUGGGUUUUCUGUUGUGGGAAAAGGAGAUGAUAAAAACAAACAAAUAGUUUUGUGACAUGGGAAAGAGCUUUCUUCCUAUCUCUGUGUUUUAAUGGAUCAAGGGGGUUUCUCUUCUAGCGGAAGACCUUGCUGCACAACUUAGGACACUGUCUGGUUCCUGAACCAAAGAUACCUAUCUGACUUUUCAGUCUCAGAAAUAGCUUUUUCAAAUGUGAAAAAUGGUUUUAUUUCAGUUUUUUUCCUUGGUGAUUGCAUGUACCACUCCUGUCUCUUCAUUUUUAACCACCCAGUCUUAACAAUCUAGAUUUGUUCUAUCCAAUCUUAACAAUAGAGUUGUUUUCUUUUCUCUAUGUAUGUAACUGACAGAGAUUCCAAGUAAGGAACUCUAUUAUAAAGAAUUAAUCUUGAUGUGUAAAAUGGAAUUUUAAAAUGUGCAUGAUAAAAGAAGUUGCAUUUCAUUUCUGCUUGUUCUUAAAUAAUGAAUUCAUUUAUAGCAUUAUAUCCUAGAAAAAUAAUUCUGCAUAGGCCACGACUUGAAUCUAAUUAGAAAACUGUUGUAUUAUAGAAAUGCAUUCCACACAGAGUAGUUUCUGUAUUUAUCAGAUAAGCAGUAUAUGUCAUCGACUAAGGAUCUAAUUAAGGUUUCAAGACACUGAAAGGUAAGCACUUUAAUAAUUUUAGAUUAAUUUUACUUUUCAUAUAUAUAAAAAUGGAAGAAUACUAACAUAUCUAUUCAAUUUUCAGUUUUGUUUUUAUUUCACCUUGAAGUAUUAGAUACUUCUCAAAGAGCCUAUUUGAACCAUAAUUGUAACAACUUCAUUGAAGGGUAUCAAGGGUCACAUUCUACUGCCAGUUAAAUUUAUACAGCUUCAGGGAUGCAGCAGAGGGCAGGAUUUCCCUCAUAAUUUGAAUCAACUAAACACCUGUUACCUGGAGAAAGACACAAAUGAUAAGGAAUUGGAUACUACCUCAAAUGUAAUAAAAAUAUGUCUUCAGUAGCAACUAAAGCAGAACACAAAACAUAUUGCUACUGUAGUUGUGCACGUCUGUACAUCUGAAAUUAGAAACUGUCCCUAACAGACAAUGAGCCAUGGCUCCCUAUUUGGAGGCUAUUGGCAGAGCUGUUCAACCUGUUUACUUGCUCAAACACAAAAUGAUCUCUUAAAUUGCUAAAACAGAUUGUAGAGAAAAUUGGCAAGAGAAGAUGUUAACAUGGCCCAGGGCUUCAUUUGUAGGAUUUGCAGUGCAAAGCCUGCAAAUACUUGGCUCCAAUGGCUUUUUUUCCUCCAUUGAAUUGAAGUGAAGGAGAAGAAUAGGGAACAGGAAAAAAUAACAGCAACAUCAAUGUCUACAUUUCAACCACCCAUCAAACCAACCAUCAACAAAGAGACUGGCUUUCAGAAAUUGAAGGGAAGCCAUAUGAGGAGCGUCUGAGGUCACUUCAUCUGUUCAGCCUGGAGGAGACUGAGGAGAGAUCUCAUUGCAUUGUACCACUUCCUUGUGAGAGGAGGAGGAGGGGAUGAAACACCCUGAACUCCAGAAGCAGUCAGCAUAAAUCCCACGAGUGAAUACUCUGCACCAGUCGACAUAAGGAUAUCUUUCAGCUUCAUUGCAGCUGAAGUCAGUGACUUCAUACUGAAAGAGGCUGGUUUUGAGACUACAGACCAUGACAGUUUGUAACAGCGAAGCAACGUACAUGUCUGUGUGAAUACAUAGCCAUGUAUACCUAUAAGGACUGUCAAGUGCUGCCUAAAAAAGGAAGGAGCCGUGGUGGCAUUAAGUGCAGUGGAGGACACAAAUCCAGGCAUGCUGGAGGAUCUGAGCUGUUUCCUGCAGCACUGAACCUUUUCAGAGUUUUCAUUGUUGUUUCCUGCAAAGUAUUAAAAUGCGAGUGUCUGUCAUUCAGGAUCUCAGGGAGGAUGAAAAUGGGGAAGAAGAAGAAACGGUCUUCCUCAAGCCUGUUAUUGAGGAUAGAAAUAUGGAACUGGCCCGAAAAUGCAGUGAAUUAAUAAGUGAUAUACACUAUAAAGAAGAGUUUAAAAAAUCUAAAGGCAAGUGCAUAUUUGUACCUGACACCCCGCAGCUAAAACAUGUGAAAAGUCUCGGUGCUUUUAUUUCUGAGGUGAAGUACAAAGGAGCUGCUAAAAAAGACCUUUCCAACUCUCUUUAUCAGCAGAUGCCAGCCACAAUUGACAGUGUAUUUGCAAAAGAAUUAAUGCAGCUUCAGAGCAAGGUUCUCUAUAAACAAAAACAUGAUGCUGAGAAAGGAACUUCAGAUUACGCACGAAUGAAGGAGCCUCCAGAUGUUAAGCAUGCCAUGGAAGUCAGUAAACACCAGAGUGAUGUAUCCUAUAAGAAGGAUGUGCAAGAUACUCAUAGGUACACUGAAGUGCUGAACAGGCCAGACAUAAAGAUGGCAACUGAGAUAACAAAGAUAAUAAGUGAUGCUGAGUACAAGAAAGGAAGGGGAGAGAUGAAUAAGGAGCCUGCUGUACUUGGAAGACCAGAUUUUGAGCAUGCCAAAGGAGUUUCAAAACUUUUAAGCCAAGUGAAAUACAAAGAGCAGUUCAGUAAGGAAAUGAAGAGUCACCAGUACAAUCCUCUUGACAGUGCUUCCUUCAAGCAAGCAAAGAUUGCAUCCACCUUGGCAAGUGAUGUGAAUUACAAGAAAGAUUUGGAAAGCCUACAUGAUCCAGCAUCUGAUCUACCAAACCUGCUAUAUUUAAACCAUGCUUUAAAUAUCAGCAAAACGCACAGUGAUGUCAAGUACAAAGAGAAUUAUAAAAAAUCUAAAGGCAGAUCAAUGCUGGAGUUUGUGGAUACACCAAUGUAUCAAGUUUCAAAAGAGGCUCAAAAGAUGCAAAGUGAGAAAAUGUAUCGCAAAGAUUUUGAAGAAGGGAUCAAGGGAAGACCCUCACUGGAUUUAGACAAGACCCCAGAGUUCUUGCAUAUAAAGCAAGUCACUAACCUUCUGAAAGAGAAAGAAUAUCGGAAAGAUUUGGAAGAAGGGAUGAAAGGAAAAGGAAUGACAGUAUUUGAAGAUACACCAGAUUUGAUUAGAGUGAAAAAUGCUGCUCAGAUACUAAAUGAGAGACAAUACAAGAAAGACCUGGAAACUGAAAUUAAAGGGAAGGGCAUGGAAGUUGGUCCAGAUACACCUGAGAUAAGACGAGCCAAGAAAGCUUCGGAAAUUGCAAGCAUGAAAGAAUACAAGAAAGACUUAGAGAAUGAAAUUAAAGGAAAGGGAAUGGAAGUGAGCACAGAUACCCUUGAUAUACAACGAGCCAAAAAAGCUUCUGAAAUUGUCAGCCAGAAAAUGUACAAAGAUGAAGCAGAAAAGAUGCUCUGUAACUAUUCUACUGUCCCUGACACUCCCGAGAUGGAGAGGAUAAGAAAUACUCAGAAAAACAUCAGUUCAGUAUUUUAUAAGAAGGAAGUAGGAGCUGGCACAGCUGUAAAAGAGACUCCAGAGAUUGAAAGAGUAAAGAAAAAUCAACAGAAUAUUAGUUCGAUUAAAUACAAGGAAGAAAUUCGACAUGCAACAACUAUUUCUGAUCCACCGGAACUAAGGAGGGUUAAGGAAAACCAGAAGAAUAUUAGCAAUGUUCAAUACAAAGAACAGCUCUGGAAAGCUACACCUGUGAGUGUCACCCCUGAGAUGGAGAGAGUCAAGAGGAAUCAAGAGAAUGUCAGCAUGGUUCACUACAGAGAGCAGCCUGGCAAAGCUACUGCUGUGAGUGUCACUCCUGAGAUAGAGAGAGUCAGGAAGAAUCAAGAUAACAUCAGCUCGGUCAAGUACAGCAGUGAUCAGAGGCAGAUGAAAGGUAGACGUAGUGUGCUUCUAGACACACCUGAGCUAAGGCAUGUCAAAGAAACUCAAAACAACAUCUCAAUGGUAAAAUAUCAUGAAGAUUUUGAGAAGACAAAGGGCAGAGGCUUCACCCCAGUGGUAGAUGAUCCUAUAACAGAGCGUGUACGGAAAAACACCCAAAUUGUGAGUGAUGCAGCAUAUAAAGGUGUGCAUCCACAUAUUGUUGAAAUGGAUAGAAGACCUGGAAUAAUUGUUGCCCCUGUUCUCCCUGGGGCAUAUCAGCAAAGCCAGACUCAAGGAUAUGGAUACAUGCACCAGACCAGUAUGUCGUCCAUGAGGUCCAUGCAUUCACAGCCUCAUUCAGCAAGUCUGGGUGGAGAGAGUACCGUUCCUUUUCAACAGAGAACAUAUAGAGCUAUGUAUGACUACAGUGCUCAAGAUGAAGAUGAAGUUUCCUUCAGGGAUGGUGAUUAUAUCAUCAAUGUGCAACCAAUAGAUGAUGGCUGGAUGUAUGGUACUGUUCAGAGAACUGGGAAAACAGGAAUGCUUCCAGCAAAUUAUAUUGAGUUUGUUAACUAAUUUUUGUCUCUAGUCCUUUGAGCUUUAUUAUGAUUUACUCAAAAUCUAACCUUUUAGAAAAAAGUCAGAAGAAUCUUUUAAGAGUACAUGAUCAUGACGUUAUCACUGCAUUCUUACUCAGAAUCCAAUUUAGAGUUCUUUAAAAUAGAAAUAAAUAAACCACAAGAAGCUCAGAGCUUUGAAAAUAGCAUGGCUUAUAAUCAUGCUCUCUCAAAAUGAAAAACAUAUAUGGAAGCCUGGUGCUGCCUAUCCUAUAAAAAUUUUAGUCAAUUACCUGUAAAGGGGAAAUACCUUUUCCCUACUUAUCAAAGAGGUUAUUUCUCUUUAUAAAAACAACCAUAAAAUUGAUGCACUUCUGGCACUCUGAAGUCACAGGAAGUUAACACACUGAGUUUGAACACAUCUUCAAAUUAUUAGGGAGGUGUUUAAUGUUUGAGCAGUUAGCAUCCUAAUAAAAAAUAAAAUGUUGAGUAGAUAAUUCAGUCAUUUGAUAUAAUGACAAGUAAUAUGCCAGUAAAAAACCCAAUAAAAUCCCCUACUGCCCAGCAGCCUUACAAUAAACAGGUUCAUUUUAACAGCAAAAUUUUCCUGACUCUUGCAUACCCACAUUUAUUUCUGCAUUACCCAUUUUUUCUUAUUUACAAGUGACCUAUCAGCUUUGCUUGCAUCCCAAUCCAUCAGUUAGAUCCAUAUCUAGAUCCAUGAUUCUUCAGUAUCUUUUCCACAGAAGAUUCCUUGCAAAGACUAUCUAAAGUAUAAAACCUGUCAAGUCUUCUGUUUCCUUCUAAUAAUAACUAGCAUUUAAAUAGAAACUUCCAUUAGGGCAACAUAUAACCAAUACUUCAUGUUAGUUCCUUUACCUUCACUUCUACUGCUGUAAAUAAAUAUCCCGUGUGAGGCCCCGGUGCUGUGCAGUCACACAAAGCCUGCAGUCAUAUCCCUCCUUCUUACCUACCACAGGUAACUCGCUUAAUGGCUGCUUUGCUGAUGAGCUAAUGUACCUACCCCUGCUUCAGAAAUACUUAUGCCUCCAUUGAGGAGUGGAGGACAGCUCUGUUUACUGUAGUGCAUUUCAGAUCGAUGACCUAUUGCUUCAGUUUACUCAAAAAAUCUUGGUGAUCCAACAGUGGGUUGUACGCUUGCCAAAUGUUUAAUGAUGGAGAAAUAUUAUGUUUUCUUUUACUGACUUGAUCUUUCUCAUAACUGACACUGAAGGGAAAGCUAACUAAACAAAAGUCCAACAUUCUAUGCCAUUAUGUUUCAGUUUAGCCAUCUGUAGAAAACAGUAAAAAUAUUCUGCUGACAAACCUUCACAUAUGCUAUUUGGUGUCUGUUAACAUAACGGUCAGAACUGAGAGAUCCAGGUCUCAGUCUGUGAGGCUGAGGAGAGGAUCAAACAACUGGUGACAUAGUGGACCUGUAAGAGGGACUGUGUCAGCAGGCUUGGGUCACAGGGAACUUGCUUUUGCUUUGACUGAUUGCUGCAUUCCCUCCCAGGGAGAAAUUGUGGGAGGAAGGACAAAAGAGUUAAAGAUUCAUGUGGGAACUUAUUCGUGCGGAUGCAGAUGCAGAAAAUGUUUUUACUGAUAAUAUAGUUUGUGGAGUUCAGCCAUGUGCUAGAGAAGUUAGAGACGCUUGUAGUAACCCUCAGAAUGUUGAGUCUGCACUGGCUUCCUUCCAUUUCUAAAAUUUUUAAAGUAGAAUUAAAUAUAGAGCUUAUAGACAAUUUUGUAUUUCUCAUUUCACAAAGUAGGCAACUUUGCAAUAUCUAUUUAAAGAAUAAGGAAGGCAGUAUGGAUUUGUUAUGUCAACUGAAAGUUGUCAAUGCAAAUACGUGCAUGUUCUAUUUUUGCAUACAAUUAGGAAUUGGAAAGCUUAUGCAAUUUUAUUUUGGGUUUUGCUAACUCGGGGCUGAUUCUAGCUGCCAAACAGAAUGACUGCAUUAAAAAAAAAAAAAAUUAAAAAAUGUCCAUGACUGUGGAAUUGCCUGGGCUUUCUUGUCAGCAACCUAAUUCCAAGGCUAAAGCUGUCCAGGAGCAUCUAACUUCAAAAAAUAUUGUUUAAAACCAGAGAUUCACUACUGUAAAUAUCCAAUCUCUAUGGGUGACUGCUGUCAUUUAAAAUUCUUGAAAGUUUUGCAUAAGGAGCUGCUGCUGCAACAGAACCUCAUGCAUUGCUGGUGACAUCCACGUGAAAUUAGCAAACUUUGCAAGUGAAAUGGCUUUUUCAAAAGGCUGAUGUGAUAUGCUGAGCUAGAAGCUCUGAAAAAAGCAGUCUGCUUCUGUGUUGGUUUUCAUCACCAGCCGUCAACAGCAAGGAGAGGAAUUUCAUCUUAUGCUGGGUAGCAAAUUUUUCAGAUGAUGCCUGAGGCACAAUUGGCUGUCACUUGCUUCUUGCUGCUCUAUUAGCUGUGUAAUGCUGACAACAAUAAAAACAAGUUGUCAGUUUGUUAACCCAAUAAAAUUUAGAGAAUAGAUAUAUUGAAUCAAGUUACAGAUUUUAGUGAUUUAUAAAAAUGAAUUUCAACCUAUAAAGAGAUGAUCAUUCUUCCUAAAUGAGGAGAUGACUUGCAGUGUUGAACACUUUAUGUAUAGAAGUAAAUGAGAAAAUGGGCAUUUGAUGACAUUAGAGAACUAUGUUGUACUAAACAAUCAAAAUAAAAUUUCCUUUAUGAAUUUUGAAAAUUCAUUAGCUUGGUAGAGCAGCUAAAGCAAUAUGCAAAAAAAUAAAAGGUCAAGAAAACACAACAGUAUGAGAAUUGUGUUUCUCUUGAGAAUGGUAUAUCAGCAAAAUUAUUAAGAUCUGGUUUAAGUUACUCAUUCAUGUAAUCAAGUUUUUUAUAUCAUAUAUGCUUAGGAAUUCAUGUUUAUGUGGAACGGUUCCUGCUUUUUGAUAUAAAACAAACUUUAGUGUCAUUAUGCAGCUCUUUUCUAAGCAAAGCAAUCAAAGGCCCAAAAUUAUCAGAGUGCAAUUAAAAAAAUGUUUUUAUAAGAUCUAAAAUUUGUAAGGUAGGGAAAGUAAGUCAUAAACUAAAUUGUGCCAGCAUAGGUUUUAAAAGGCAUAUGUUGGAGCCUGUUACAUGCAGUGUGAUAUAGAGGUGAAAAGAUGUUAUAUGCUGUCUUGUCACCUUUAAAAUAUGUAUUCCUUUUUAGCACGACAUGUUCCCCUCACUGUUCUUUCUUCCCGUAGUCAGUUUUUCUGGGGAAAGGAAAGGACUUUUACAGAGGUGAAUUUCCCAAGCUGUUCCAAAGUUCAGAUUGGAAGUUCACAUGUUCCCCUUUUAGAAAUAAAGAAUUCUGUAAAGAAUGCUUUAAUUCUUGCUAACAUGAGUAUAAAUGUAGAAAACAACAUAGAGCAUAUUCAUACAUAUAUACAAGAACAAAUGGGUGCCUUGCUUUUCAUUACUCUUUCUUGCCUGGCUAAUCUUCAUUUUCUAAACAAAGCUACGUACAGAGACUGCAGUUGUAAUUUUUCAUUAUGGAACAUUAGCAUUUAAUCUUGAUGAAACAGGGUUUUCUUGAUUACAUUUGACAUACAAUAAACUACUUCAGCAGAUUGGGAUUUGACGGAGAAUCACCUCCCAUGGAUUAUGUUUUUGACAAAUGUGUCCCUCCCGAGUGUUCCUCAGGGAUAUGGAAGGUCUCCAAUACUUGGGAAGGUAAUAAUUCUUGUUUUUAUUGUACAGUGACUGCAUGUCAUCUUGUACAAUGGAAAAGAAAUGACAAAUACCAAGGUCUUUGGCAGAAGGUGGUACAGGGUAUAAAAUUUUAGAUUUUAAUUAAGUUGAUUAAUACUCCAUUUAAACCAUAGAAUAUGCUUUAGUUAGUAAAUGUUUAAAUAAUGUACUGAAACAGACAAAAGAUGCUGUUGAAAGAAGUUCUCCAAACUGAUGUGCUGGCAAAUGCAAAGUACUGGUGAGCAGUAUAAAGAAUAAACCAUUUCGCAAUGCUUUAGUGAUUUUCUCCAGCUUUAUGCCAUAGGAACCCCAUCUCUCCUUUGGAAGGAAAACCUGAAAGCUCUAUUUCCUAUACUGCCUGCACUACAACAGUAUAUUCAAAGGAAUUUCAUAUGCUUCUUGUGUCUGAUAAAUAGAACUUGCAUAUUGUACUUAAGUUGUAAUCCAGUUGUUGUUGACAUUUGUUUAAUUAUUAUUAUUUUAGGGGGGGAAAUAAGCUAUACUGUAGCAUUUCAAUCGUGUAUUUAAUAUUACUAUUAGAAAUUGCUAGACCAUUGGAAGACAGCAAUGACUGUAUUGACAUUGAUUAGCAUGAUGUGGAAACUCGGCUGUUGGUUUUUGCAGUGUGAUAUAAAAAGCAAAAAUGAACCGCUGUGCAGUUUGGCUUAUGUUUGCUUUAAAGUGUGUAAAGUUUUAGUUAUUUUGCAAAACUGUACUGUAUUUGGGGGUAUACAGUUAUGGAGGUAACAAUUGUUUUUCAAAGGACAGAUAAACUUUCUCUUGGAUCAUAUGAUGUAUCAUCUUAAUUUGGCUUUUGUUAUGCAGAAAGUUAACACCAGCUAUUAAAAUAUAUUUUAGUA